Messenger RNA from Monopterus albus (swamp eel), 1540 nucleotides. Its product is annotated as tryptase alpha/beta-1-like. The coding region runs from base 1 to 1359 and encodes 452 amino acids. The record is from RefSeq and is a predicted model, not a curated record. Lineage: Eukaryota; Metazoa; Chordata; Actinopteri; Synbranchiformes; Synbranchidae. The transcript has 6 exons. Gene Ontology annotation, molecular function: serine-type endopeptidase activity. Gene Ontology annotation, biological process: proteolysis.
AUGGAUGGGACACAUGAAGAAAGAGGGGCUCACAGGAAGAAGAAGACACAGAAGGCGCUGAUGCACCUCCGGAUAGAGACGGGCUUUCUGCCUGCUGUGUCAUUCAUCAUUGGUACAGUGGUGGGCAGUGGGAUCUUUACCGCACCCAAGGGAGUCCUGAUGAACAGUAGCAGCGUGGGGCUCUCACUGCUUGUCUGGAAACCAGAGCGCAGACAUCAUUGCUCACUGUGUUUCAUCGUCUGUCUCUCUGCAGUGUGUGGCCAGGCUGUGUUAAACACCAGGAUCGUUGGAGGACAGAGCGCCCCUCCAGGCAGCUGGCCCUGGCAAGUCGGUCUGGUCAGAAAUGGGUCCUUCUUCUGUGGAGGGUCUCUCAUUAACCGUAAAUGGGUGAUGACCGCUGCUCAGUGCCUCCCAAGGUGUAUGGAUGUGCCCCUACUGACCACAGUCCUGCUUUUACAUGUCUUUCCACUUUUUGUUUCUCCUUUUUACCUCAGCAAUGACACAAGCAAUCUGUUAGUGCUCAUGGGCCGCCAGAGUUUAGCAACAUCAAGCCCCAGUGAGGUGUUUCGGACGGUAACGCAGAUCAUCAAUCACCCCAACUUCAACCCUGCUACGCUGGAUAACGACAUCGCCCUGGUGCGGCUGUCCUCACCGGUGAAUUUCACCACCCAUGUGCUGCCCAUCUGCCUGGCAGCCUCAGACAGCACCUUCUACAAUGGCACCGACGCCUGGGUCACCGGCUGGGGCAACGUUGGAAGUGGAGUGGCCCCUCCUGUCCCAUACGACCUCAGGGAGGUUGAUGUGCCGGUUGUAGGGAACAGACAGUGUAACUGUGACUACGGAGUGGGUACGAUCACAGACAACAUGAUGUGUGCUGGGUCACCUGCUGGAGGGAAGGGCACCUGUCAGAUUCUCUCCUUGAAGGGCGACGGAGGAGGUCCGCUAGUGAGCAAGCAGGGCGGUCGCUGGAUCCAGGGGGGAAUUGUGAGUUUUGGAAUCGGUUGUUCCCUGCCGAAUUUUCCAGGAGUCUACACCAGAGUGUCCCAGUACCAGUCCUGGAUCAGCAGCCAAGUCUCUAGUGACCAACCGGGAUUUGUCACCUUCAUGUCUGGUGGGACCGAUGGUGACCUCAACGUCACCUGUCCGAGCCUGCCGCCACCUGUAGCCCUCCCUCCACUGCCCGCAGCCACGCUGUGUGGCCAGGCUGGCUACAACACCAGGAUUGUUGGGGGACAGAGUGCCGCUCCAGGCAGCUGGCCCUGGCAGAUCGGCGUGUUCAAAAAUGGCUUCCUCUUGUGUGGAGGAUCCCUCAUUACCAGUGAAUGGUUUGUGACGGCUGCUCAGUGCUUCCCAAGGUAAACACAAUCUCUAAAGCAGUGGUUCCCAAUCUGGGGGUGGCAGAUGGUAAAAGACAGGACCAGAGUUGUCAAGUGAAUGGGGAACUGGAGGAAAUGGUGGGGGAGUGCAAGGCCCAUCUGGUAAACUCAAACCCACAUGAGGCGCCUUUGACUAGAAGUUUCCAGGCCACAUCCCGGCAGGA